This is a messenger RNA of Salmo salar (Atlantic salmon), 1845 nucleotides long. RefSeq names its product forkhead box D1 (gene foxd1). Gene Ontology annotation, molecular function: DNA-binding transcription factor activity, RNA polymerase II-specific; RNA polymerase II cis-regulatory region sequence-specific DNA binding. Gene Ontology annotation, biological process: regulation of transcription by RNA polymerase II; cell differentiation; anatomical structure morphogenesis. The record is from RefSeq and is a predicted model, not a curated record. Lineage: Eukaryota; Metazoa; Chordata; Actinopteri; Salmoniformes; Salmonidae.
AUCCGCCCUCUUUAGGAUUCAGGUUCGGCCUUUUUCGGGUCUUUAAACACACAUCAAACUACCAUCCGAAUGGUGCGCUACUGAACAACGAAAAAAUCCCUAAAACAUAUGAAAGUGCUUGGAAAAAGGGGACAUCUCUUACCGCCGGCGUGCUCCUCUCAUCCCCUCAUAUGAGUUGUCUUGAAAGAGGGCAGAGUAGCACGGGCAGCAUCUCCUCUUCCUAUCCGCCGUAGCUUCUGGGAGCGCACAGCACAGUGCAGCGCUCUGCAUAACCAGCCGUGAGCCAUGACUCUGAGCUCCGAGAUGUCGGAUGCCUCCAUCCUUUCGGAAGAGACCGACAUCGACGUGGUCGGCGAGGGGGAGGAUGGGGACAGCCAGACGCGCUCCUACGUAGACGAGGUGGCGCAGAUGCACGAUGAUCUCCUGGCUGGCUCCCCGCCAUGCCUAGACAUCUCCUCGUCCCGGGAUCCGUACAAACCAGCCAGUAAGAACAUCCUGGUGAAGCCCCCAUACUCCUACAUCGCCUUAAUCACCAUGUCCAUUCUCCAGAGCCCCAAGAAGCGGCUCACCCUCAGCGAGAUCUGUGAUUUCAUCAGCAACCGUUUCCCGUACUACCGGGAAAAGUUCCCCGCGUGGCAGAACUCGAUCCGACACAACUUGUCCCUAAACGACUGUUUCGUCAAGAUACCGAGGGAACCAGGAAACCCCGGGAAGGGGAACUACUGGACCCUAGAUCCGGAGUCCGCCGAUAUGUUCGACAACGGUAGCUUUCUGAGACGACGGAAACGCUUCAAACGACAGCAGCAGCAGGACUUGCUGCGGGAGCAUAACAGUUUUAUCCCCGCUGCUGCGUACGGCUAUGGACCUUACGGCUGCGGCUACGGUAUCCAGCUGCAGUCCUACCACACACACUCUGCGCUUUUCGCGUUUCAGCAGCAGCAACAGUCCAGGCAUUCACACACUGGGACCAUUAUCUCGGCACCGUCCUUGCCCACCUCCAGUGACUUAGCGAGGAGCAGGUUCUUACCCCAGCUCAGUCCCAGCCUGGUUUCACCUAUACACACUGCAGCCAAGUCCAGCUCGCCUGUCCAGCGCUCUACCUUCUCCAUAGAGAGUAUCAUUGGGAGUUCGCUGAGCCCUGCGCACUCUCACUGUGCUUCGCGGACUUCUACUGUUGUUCCAAUGUUAUCGUCUUCCCUCGCGCCACAGUCGCCCAACCAGCCGCUGAGUAUGCACCCAGGAACUGUUUUACACAUGGUCGAGAACUUUCCCAACAUAAUUCUGAACGGUACUAGUGGCUGUUAAUUUCUAUAAACUAACUUCCAAGUUUUCAAGAAACACAAACAAAAACGCCCCCUCUUUGAAGGUAGGAUUAUUUUUGUAUGUUUUUUGGUAACACGCCGCUGAAUGAUGGACAUUAACACAAUUCGUGCCAAUUCAUUCUGUAAAAAGAUAUUAGGCUAUAUUUAUGUUAAUACGAUUUUAGUGUCAAUCUAAUUUUCUCGCCACGAACUUUCAUUGUUUAUAAAGUGAUUCAUUUAAGUCUAGGGCGUCUCAGGAUAUCGACUUAAUGAAAGGUUAUACAUGAUCACGUCUCAAACAAUGUAUAUUGUGUCAAACACACACAUGUUUUUUAGUUUGGCAAAAAACAUUUUUUUUACUGUUUUGAUUUGUGCUUUGUAUUUAAAAGACACAAAGAUGAAGGUCAUUCAUUUAUAUGCAGUGUGUGCUUAUUUCAGUAAUAAAACAUUGUACAUUCUUUGGCAAGUAUUGUAUAAUCGGAGUGUGAUUUUUUUACACGGUUUGUUUUUCAAUGAGAAUAAAUAUUGUUUUACAAAAAAAAGA